Fundulus heteroclitus (mummichog) is the source of this 1967-nucleotide messenger RNA. It is a transcript of the gene thoc3, whose product is annotated as THO complex 3. Gene Ontology annotation, cellular component: THO complex part of transcription export complex. The transcript is spliced from 6 exons. The coding region runs from base 36 to 1004 and encodes 322 amino acids. The record is from RefSeq and is a predicted model, not a curated record. Gene Ontology annotation, biological process: mRNA export from nucleus. Lineage: Eukaryota; Metazoa; Chordata; Actinopteri; Cyprinodontiformes; Fundulidae. Gene Ontology annotation, molecular function: protein binding.
UUAACCCUCCCAAGAAGAAGAUAACCGAUGACAAGAUGGCGUCGCAGUAUUACCAAGAAAUGCAGGAGAGCUUCAAAAAUAACAACAAAAGUCGGGAAUUCGCGGCUCAUACAGCCAAAGUGCACUCGGUGGCGUGGAGCUGUGACGGAAGGAGGCUGGCCUCCGGCUCCUUUGAUAAAACAGCCAGCGUUUUUAUCCUGGAAAAGGACCGAUUGGUGAAAGAGAACAACUACAGAGGACACAGUGACAGUGUGGAUCAGCUGUGCUGGCAUCCAACCAACCCGGACCUGUUCGUCACUGCCUCCGGAGACAAAACCAUUCGCAUAUGGGACGUGCGCACCACCAAAUGCGUCGCCACAGUCAACACCAAGGGUGAGAACAUCAAUAUCUGCUGGAGUCCAGAUGGGCAGACCAUCGCCGUCGGGAACAAAGACGACGUGGUGACCUUCAUCGACGCCAAGACGCACCGCUCCAGGGCUGAGGAGCAGUUCAAGUUCGAAGUGAAUGAGAUCUCCUGGAACAACGAUAACGACAUGUUCUUCCUCACCAACGGCAACGGCUGCAUCAAUAUUCUGAGUUAUCCGGAUCUGAAGCCCAUCCAGUCCAUCAACGCUCACCCGUCCAACUGCAUAUGCAUCAAGUUCGACCCCACAGGGAAAUACUUCGCCACAGGAAGUGCCGACGCCCUCGUUAGUCUGUGGGACGUAGAGGAGCUGGUGUGUGUGCGCUGCUUCUCCAGACUGGACUGGCCAGUGAGGACGCUGAGCUUCAGCCACGAUGGGAAGAUGUUGGCCUCCGCGUCUGAGGAUCAUUUCAUUGACAUCGCCGAGGUGGAAACCGGUGAGAAGCUGUGGGAGGUGCAGUGCGAUUCUCCAACAUUCACAGUCGCCUGGCAUCCGAAGAGACCCCUGCUGGCCUACGCCUGCGACGACAAGGAGGGCAAAUACGACAACAACCGCGAGGCAGGGACAGUGAAACUGUUUGGCCUUCCCAACGACUCCUGAGAACAACCAGCUCCUCUGUUGGCAGGAAUAUUGUCACCUUCAGGAGGGAGCAAAUGAAAUGUUACAAAGAUGAACUGCAGUAACCUUCUGCUACCAGCAGGUGUCACAGCUUUCAUUGCUUUCUUCUGACUCAGCCAAUGUCAUUCCCUGGUUGUUUUCAGCCUGUUAAACACCAAGAGCUGUAAAGUAUUUUCAUGUAAAAUAAAAUUGUGGGGGUUUUUUUUAUUAAAAAUGGUCUUUUUACUAAGUACAUGUAAGGCUGCUGUUUAGUCAAAAAGAUCUUUCAGCUGCUUAGGAAAGUUGAAAACAAAGGAAUCAACCAGGAUACGCAUAGGCUCAGGUUGUGAUUUGGGACCUUUUUAUAAUGUAAAGAGGGGAAAAGUUGUAUUUGGGGUUUUUUUUGGAUCUUUUUAAAUGAUACUUACGGAAAUAUUUCAGUGUGAAGCCGGAUUUGAAAGCUGUCUUUCCAGUGGCAGAUGUGGUAUAGCUUGUUUUUACUGCUCCAAAUGUAAAAUCAUAGUGAAAAUACUCUACACCCUAUUAUUCCUAGGUUUCUGUCCAUUUACCAGCCUCCAAGCAAACCAUGUUCAGAUGCUGGUUAAAACAUCACAAUGAAAGACAUAAAGACAUCAGCCGAGACGUCAAAGAAACUGUACAUCAGUCUAGUGGUCAUGAAAUAAAUUUUCCAGAUAGAUUAUAAGUUUGAAGCAUUUAAAACGACCAUCAAUCUUCUCAGAGGCUCAGGAUGAUGACCAAAGAAACAUUUGUUUAAUGUACGCUGAACAAAAAUCCUUUUAAUGAACAUUACCUUUCCAUAUUUCUUUUAUUAUUAUUUUUUUUUUUACAAUAUCUGAUCUUAAUAAAUGAGAUCCUUAACAGUUUUACAGUCCUCUCCACUUCUACGUGAUGUUAUACGCUAUUUAAAGCAUUGCUGCAAUAAAAUUAAAAGUCUGUGGAAAGAGA